AUGAUUUUCAUAUUCAAGACUGAAGUCAAACUUGAAGACGAUGAAGAUCUGAAGAAUAUGCUAGCCGGUAUCAAUGACGAAGCUUUGGAGAUGGAUUUUUGCCCAGAACCAUCUCCCUGCUCCAGCGAGCAGUUCUUCACGAAAUCCGUUCAAGAGAGAAGGUACGAAAGCGAAUUUCAUUCGCUUUAUGCCUCUCCGACAAUUGUUCCGCGUAAAGUGAAAGUGAUGAGACUGGCGACGCCCACGUCUCGAAGCGCUCCGAUCCGCUGCACACAGAACGAGCCAAAGAACCACGUGAAGGCGGAAGUGCACGUGGAGGAUGACGAUGACUAUGGCGCACCAGAUUUUGACGACUUUGAGGAGCCGGAGCCUAGCAUGGCUCCUCCACCAGCACCUAUUGUUCCGCCCGCGAACGCAUCUGUCAAGAAAGUCGUUGAAAAGAAGAUCGAUAAUGUUGAAACGCCUAAAGAAAUCAAAGUCGAGGACAACAAACCAUCUACCAAAGCGGCUUCACAGAUGAUGUCUGCUGCUAACUGGGAUGAUGUUCAACCGACUUUGGAUGAACCUGAGGUUCAAGUUGUAGCUGGUUCUGAAGCAUUUUAUGUGAAAGAGGACGGAACUGUGUACCUAUUUGGCCGCGUUAAUGUUAGCGGGAAUAAAUGGGCCAGCUGUUGUGUUACUGUAAAGAAUAUUUUUCGACAAGUGUUCUUUUUGCCGAGAGAUACGAAAUUAUUCCGCGGACUCAAUACAUAUGAACCCGUGAAUGACGAUGACGUCUUUGAGGAAAUAAAAGCGGUUAUGAAACGUCAUUGUGGUACAUCUUCUUUCAAGUGCAAGCAAACGAAGAAAAAGUUCAUGAAUGACGGAACCAUAGCAGGAGAGUAUUCUGGCGAAGAAGUGAAGGUUAUAGAGGUGCAGUAUGAGAGUAACCAUCCCAAACUGCCAAACGAUCUUUCGGGAGAUACUUUCUCUGCCGUUUUCAACACGACAGCUACAGCUAUGGAGAGACUACUGGUGGAAAAGGCCAUGAUGGGACCGGGUUGGGUUGAUAUGACUAAUUACGUUGAAGUAACGGCGAAACUAUCGUACUGUGAUUACGAGUUCACCGUCGAUAUGGAACGUAUGCGGAAUCUCACUUACAAUACUUCGGUAACUCUUCCUGCUCCCCCGGUUCGCAUGCUAGUCCUGAGCAUGCUCACAACGUUGAACGAGAAGAAAGAGAACGAGGUGUGCAUGAUAUCGACAUUAUACAAUCCUUCGUGUAACUUGAGUAGUCCUAGUACGGAACAAAAGGAUCUUCAACGAUUGUGCAUGUUUACCAAACCACAUGGCGGCGUGCUACCCUUCGAUAUAAAGGAUCAGCUGACUAGGCGUGGCUUAUCGGAUAUCGUAAUGACGGCAGGGAAUGAGAAAGCUUUGCUAUCUCUGUUUCUCGCGAAAAUACAGAAGUAUGAACCAGAUGUGAUCGUGGGUCAUGACCUUUCGGCUUCGAUUGCUGUGUUGGUAUCUCGUAUGGAUAAACUCAAAGUGGCGAACUGGUCGAGAACGAGUCGUUUGAAACGUACGGUAAAUGUGGGCAAAGUGGCCCAUAACAAAGCAGGACAAUGGGAGUUAACCGCGGGUAGAUUACUGGUGGAUUCAAGGCUUUCUGCUAUGGAACUAGUACGGUCCCGUAGCUACGACCUAUCCGAGCUUGUCGUGCAGUUGCUGGGAGACCAGAGAGAAAAUAUUUAUGCAAACGAAGUGAGCGCGAAAUUCAGCUCUUCACAGCAGCUACUCAACCUUAUUCAGUGGAGUUGGAUGGAUCCAUGGUUCUCACUGCGAGUAAUUGCUCAACUUAAUGCACUUCCAUUAGCUGUACAGAUUACAAAUAUAGUUGGCGGCGUUGCAUCUCGCACACUGAUGGGAGGCCGAGCUGAACGGAAUGAGUUUUUGCUGUUACAUGCCUUCUAUAAGGCAAACUAUAUAGCGCCAAAUAAGUAUACAUCAAAUUUCAGAAAAGGGAAACAAGAGAAAGAAGUGGGUAUCGAAGACGGAGCCGUGAAUGAUGAGGCCGAUAAGGAUGACAAGGAGGGAAAAUCUAAGAACAAAGCUCAGUAUUCCGGUGGUUUGGUAUUGGAACCGAAGAAGGGUCUUUACGACACACUGAUACUUCUGCUCGAUUUCAAUUCCCUGUAUCCAAGCAUCAUCCAGGAGUACAAUAUUUGCUUCACUACAGUUCCCCAUGUUAAGGAUGGCGAUGAGCUUCCCGAAGUUCCAUCAUCCAGCCUGUCGGAGGGCAUUUUACCGUGCGAAAUUCGAGGGCUUGUUGAAAGACGAAGACAGGUGAAAAAGCUCAUGAAAGAAGAAUCACUGGAAGCGAAGCGAAAGCAGUACGACAUCCGUCAAAUGGCUCUGAAAUUGACAGCAAAUAGUAUGUAUGGAUGUUUGGGCUUUCAACAGUCACGUUUCUAUGCAAAACCGCUAGCAGCCCUAAUUACAUCGAAAGGACGAGAGAUUUUGAUGCAUACAAAGGAUCUUGUCGAGAAGCUCGGUUACUCUGUCGUCUAUGGUGAUACAGAUUCUAUUAUGAUUAACACUAACAGCAAUGACCUGAAACAAGCCAAGAAAUUGGGAUUCGAGAUUAAGCGUCAAGUGAAUCAGUGUCAUCGUCUGUUGGAACUUGAGCUUGACGGUGUCUUCAAGCGCAUGCUACUUCUAAAAAAGAAGAAAUAUGCUGCGUUGACGGUGUGCAUGAUAUCGACAUUAUACAAUCCUUCGUGUAACUUGAGUAGUCCUAGUACGGAACAAAAGGAUCUUCAACGAUUGUGCAUGUUUACCAAACCACAUGGCGGCGUGCUACCCUUCGAUAUAAAGGAUCAGCUGACUAGGCGUGGCUUAUCGGAUAUCGUAAUGACGGCAGGGAAUGAGAAAGCUUUGCUAUCUCUGUUUCUCGCGAAAAUACAGAAGUAUGAACCAGAUGUGAUCGUGGGUCAUGACCUUUCGGCUUCGAUUGCUGUGUUGGUAUCUCGUAUGGAUAAACUCAAAGUGGCGAACUGGUCGAGAACGAGUCGUUUGAAACGUACGGUAAAUGUGGGCAAAGUGGCCCAUAACAAAGCAGGACAAUGGGAGUUAACCGCGGGUAGAUUACUGGUGGAUUCAAGGCUUUCUGCUAUGGAACUAGUACGGUCCCGUAGCUACGACCUAUCCGAGCUUGUCGUGCAGUUGCUGGGAGACCAGAGAGAAAAUAUUUAUGCAAACGAAGUGAGCGCGAAAUUCAGCUCUUCACAGCAGCUACUCAACCUUAUUCAGUGGAGUUGGAUGGAUCCAUGGUUCUCACUGCGAGUAAUUGCUCAACUUAAUGCACUUCCAUUAGCUGUACAGAUUACAAAUAUAGUUGGCGGCGUUGCAUCUCGCACACUGAUGGGAGGCCGAGCUGAACGGAAUGAGUUUUUGCUGUUACAUGCCUUCUAUAAGGCAAACUAUAUAGCGCCAAAUAAGUAUACAUCAAAUUUCAGAAAAGGGAAACAAGAGAAAGAAGUGGGUAUCGAAGACGGAGCCGUGAAUGAUGAGGCCGAUAAGGAUGACAAGGAGGGAAAAUCUAAGAACAAAGCUCAGUAUUCCGGUGGUUUGGUAUUGGAACCGAAGAAGGGUAAGUUUUGA
Messenger RNA from Cooperia oncophora, 3642 nucleotides. The record is from the annotation of a GenBank genome assembly. Lineage: Eukaryota; Metazoa; Nematoda; Chromadorea; Rhabditida; Trichostrongylidae.